This is a messenger RNA of Schizophyllum commune H4-8, 1180 nucleotides long. RefSeq lists its product as uncharacterized. The record is from RefSeq and is a predicted model, not a curated record. Bases 69 to 1115 code for a protein of 348 amino acids. The transcript has 7 exons. Lineage: Eukaryota; Fungi; Basidiomycota; Agaricomycetes; Agaricales; Schizophyllaceae.
CAACCCCAUCUUCAACUCGAGUGCCUCGCCCUGGGCAGCUCCAGGUCGAACCUUGUCCUCAGCUCAUCAUGGCAGAAUCCCCUCCAGCAUCCUCAGUCCCCAAAGCUGUGCUCUACUACGCCCGGGACUCUACAGAGUCAUGUGUGGCUCGCCUAACACUAAUUGAGAAGGGCUAUGGCGAUGAUGAAGUUGAUCUGAAGAUCGUUGACCUGGCGAAGGGAGAGAAUUACUCACCGUCCUACCUGCGGCUCAACCCGAAAGCCACUGUCCCGACCUUGAUCGUACCGCUGGCCAAGACCCUCUCAUCGGAUGUCGACAGUCGUUUCAAGGCCAUCGUUGAUAUUCGCAAACUCGUCGAGUUUAUGGACAAGUCUCGCUCGCCGAUGUCCACCACGAACACAACAUCGAGCGCGCCCGCACCCGCUCUCGCUCCUGCCACGGUCGCGUUCUCGUCCCUCAGCCGUACGAUUCUUGACGAAAUCGUGUAUGCUGAGGACGCGUCCCCCGACAACCUGACGUACGCAAAUGCGCGAGACGAGGCCUCAUUGAAGACGACGGCAAAGGAACUGGUCCCAACCUUGCAAGGGCGUAAAGCGGCUCUCGAGAAAUACCUGGCAGAUGCGCGAUCAGAGACCUACCACGCGUCUGAGAAGACCAAGGCUUUCUGGCAGGCGAAGCUACUGGCAACUAGCGUGCUGCUCGACAUCUUCCUCAAGGCCGAAACACCUUCAGCAGACCUUGACGCGGACAGCCGUGCGAAGAGAGAAGAGUUCCUCAAGACGGCGGAGAACCUCUGGAGCAAGAGUGUCGCAAGUUUGCUGACCCGGCUGGACAAGGAGAUUACUGGGCCGCUGUCUGGUGGCGAUCAAUUAUCGAUUGCUGACCUCCACAUUGCGGGCUGGUUGGCUACUCUGAUCAGGCUUGCAGGCGGCACGAACGGCUUGGACGGCAAGGCUGCCGUGUCGAAGCUGGAGCAGCACGUUGGUGGGGGCUUUACACUGCCGAAGGAAUUCAAGACUGCGGAGGACGAGACGAUUAGCAAGCUCGCAGCCUUUUGGGAUUCGAUGAGGGAGCGGGCGAGCUGGAAGAAAGUAUACGGCGACGGUUUGGUGUAGAUAGCAGUGACAAGUUCGAAUACAAGGACGAAAUGCAAGCAUCGCUCGUCGAGUCGGUUAAUCAG